AUGGGUGUUUUCACAUAUGAAUCGGUGGUUAUUACAGCGAUCCCACCAGUAAAGAUGUUUAAGGCUUGCAUCCUUGAUGGCGACACUCUCAUUCCCAAGAUUGGUCCUCAGGCUUUUAAGAGCGUUGAGUACAUUGAAGGCAAUGUUGAGGCUGGUAGCAUCAAGAAGGUCACCUUUGGAGAGGGAAGCCAAUUCAAAUACAUGAAGCAGAAGGUUGAAGCAAUAGACAAGGAGAAUUUUGUGUACAUUUACAGUAUGGUUGAAGGUGAUGCAUUGAUGAACAAGCUUGAGAAAAUCACUUACGAGACAAAGUUAGAGGCCUCUCCAAAUGGGGGAUCCGUAUGCAGGACUACUAGUAAGUAUUAUACCAUUAGUGACUUUGAGCUCAAGGAGGAGGGAAUCAAGGCUGGCAAAUACAAGGCUCUAGGAACAUUCAAGGCUAUUGAAGCCUACAUGCUGGAAAAUCCUAACGCCUAUUAA
Messenger RNA from Gossypium arboreum, 480 nucleotides. RefSeq names its product major strawberry allergen Fra a 1.06-like. The transcript is spliced from 2 exons. Gene Ontology annotation, biological process: abscisic acid-activated signaling pathway; defense response. The record is from RefSeq and is a predicted model, not a curated record. Gene Ontology annotation, cellular component: cytoplasm; nucleus. NCBI's taxonomy places the organism in Eukaryota, Viridiplantae, Streptophyta, Magnoliopsida, Malvales, Malvaceae. Gene Ontology annotation, molecular function: protein phosphatase inhibitor activity; signaling receptor activity; abscisic acid binding. Bases 1 to 480 code for a protein of 159 amino acids.